Messenger RNA from Staurois parvus, 1209 nucleotides. Lineage: Eukaryota; Metazoa; Chordata; Amphibia; Anura; Ranidae. The record is from the annotation of a GenBank genome assembly.
AUGAUGGUCCAUUGCGCUGGCUGCGAAAGGCCCAUCUUGGACCGCUUUCUGCUCAAUGUGCUGGACCGGGCCUGGCAUGUCAAAUGUGUCCAAUGUUGUGACUGCAAAUGUAACCUCACCGAGAAGUGCUUCUCCAGGGAAGGCAAACUCUACUGCAAGACUGACUUCUUCAGGAGGUUUGGUACAAAGUGUGCAGGGUGCUCCCUAGGAAUCUCCCCCAGUGACCUAGUGAGGAAAGCCAGGAACAAAGUAUUCCAUUUGAAUUGUUUCACCUGUAUGGUCUGCAACAAGCAGCUCUCCACCGGGGAGGAACUCUACAUCAUAGACGAGAACAAAUUCGUCUGCAAAGAGGAUUAUGUCAGCACCAGCAGCCUGAAGGAGAGCAGCCUCAACUCAGUUUCUUCUUGUACAGACAGAAGUUUGUCUCCAGACGUUCAAGACCCCGUACAAGAUGAAAGUAAAGAGACAGAUCACUCUACAUCUUCAGAUAAAGAAACCACCAAUAAUGAGAACGAGGAGCAGAACUCUGGUACCAAAAGAAGAGGACCAAGGACCACCAUAAAAGCAAAGCAACUAGAGACCCUUAAGGCAGCUUUUGCAGCUACACCCAAACCCACAAGGCACAUUCGUGAGCAAUUAGCCCAAGAAACAGGACUCAAUAUGAGGGUGAUUCAGGUUUGGUUCCAAAACAGGAGAUCCAAGGAGAGAAGAAUGAAACAGUUGAGCGCUUUAGGUGCACGAAGGCAUGCGUUCUUCAGGAGCCCAAGGCGAAUGCGCCCAUUAGGAGGAAGGCUAGACGAGUCAGACAUUCUUGGAUCUGGCGCUUACAGCUACUAUGGAGAUUACCAAGGGGACUAUUAUGGAAGUGGAAAUUAUGACUUUUUCCCUCAUGGGCCUCCAUCCUCCCAGACACAAUCUCCAGCAGAUUCCAGCUACCUACAGAAUUCAGGGCCUGGUUCCACUCCUCUUGGCCCUCUUGAACCACCACUAGCUGGUCACCACCCUUCAGAAAACCAAAGAUAUGCGGACAUGAUAUCUCACCCAGAUACACCCAGUCCAGAGCCUGGCAUGACUGGGUCGCUGCAUCCCAUUUCUGGAGAAGUCUUCAGCAGUGGUCCAAGUCCUCCAUUUUCUAUGUCUAGCAAUAGUGGCUUUAGUGGUCCUUUACCCCAUCAGAACCCUGACAUUAAUGAGGGCACAGUAUGGUAA